Ceraceosorus bombacis is the source of this 3149-nucleotide messenger RNA. NCBI's taxonomy places the organism in Eukaryota, Fungi, Basidiomycota, Exobasidiomycetes, Ceraceosorales, Ceraceosoraceae. The record is from the annotation of a GenBank genome assembly.
AUGGUGUUCUUGGUCAAGAUACCAAACAGAGUGCCGGGGAGGGAUGGCAAUGCAGAGGCUCCCUCGCAGCUGGCAUCGUCGUCCGCUCAGGAGGAGCGCCAGGGAGUAGCCGCAGACCAAGCCACACUGCCACUGCCAGCUACAAGCUCCUCAGCUUCAACCGCGACGGCUGCUGACCAGCAAGGCGAUCAUACGCAGAGCACGACAGAAGAUGACUUGCUCCAGUCCCUCGGUAGCCUGCGCUUGGACGGCACCGCUGGGCCUGCUUCAGUCUUCGCUGCUCCCGCACAUCCCGCUGCUUCGCCAGCGGUAGCAGACCAGGGGGCCGCAACGCAAGCGCAUACAGGCAGGCCAUGCAUCAACAUAUACCUUCCACCUGCGAUCGAAUCGCACCGCUAUGUGCGCAGCGAGGAUGUGUCCCUCAUCGUCGAGAGGCCGGAGAGGGUGAGGGCAGUAAAUUUGGGCAUCGCUGCUUUCUUGGCCAGAUGCGCGGCCGGCCAUGAUGCGAUUGGCGUCGAUGGUGACACGGACAUGGCCGCACAGCGAAAGGCGGACGAUUCGAGCCAUGCCGCCUCCAGCUCAGCAGGCCGUCCCGCUAAAACAGAUGCAGGAAUGGAGGACUUGUCCAGUGCGCUCGCUUCGCUGGAUGUACGAGCGGAAGCAAAGGUCGAUCCGUCUGACUCGACAGCAUCACUCUCAGCCUCCUCUUCUACCUCUGUCGCCGCCAUUCGAGUGCACGUUACACGCAGCAAGAUUCCCCUCUCGCACCCUGCGUUUGCAGACAUACACGGAGAGCCCGUCUUGGAGCUUGCAGAUCAGGCUGCUGCCAAGGCGCAGGGCGGCAACGAUACGCAGGCAGGAUCUGCGCCUGUCGAGGCGGAGAAGGAGAAUGCGACACCCCCCUCCAAGGAGGCCGCAACGGAUAUGGUGGCAAAGCUUGCUGCGGCUGCACGGGGCGAGAGCGCAGCGCAGGGAGAGCAAGUGAGAGAGGAGCUCAAGACGAGUGAUGAGCCUGCGCCCAGCGGAACCAGCGCCGCUCCCCACAAACUCACGGACCAGGCAGCGCCUCUGUACCCUAUCGCUUCUCAGCCGCGUAAAGACGAGACUUAUGCGCACUAUCUGGACAGGCUCUGCUUGAUGGCGCCCGACCAAGCACCUCAAUCACCACCCCGUGCAGCUUUGCACACGCCCAAGAAAACUCGCCAAGACACCAGCAGUGCAGACCAGGCACCAAGUCCAAAGAGCGACUCGAGCGAGCAGUUGCCGGAGCGAGAAUCCGAGGUGCCGCUAGGAUGGCCUCAAGGGGAUUUGUACCUGUGUGGUCCAGCGAGAGGCGGCAGCGAUGUCCAAGGCGUCCUGCACGACGCCGUCGAUGGCGCGGACGGAGGCAGCAAAGCUGCGAUCGAAGCAUCUGUGGGAGCCAUCGAUCGAGCAGUGGAUGGCCUUUUUGCUGCACCGACCGCAGCUCAGGCAGGCGCCGGAAAGGCCACUUCAAACGCUUCUGCGUCGCUUGCGCCAGCUUUCGUGGUGGUCAGACCGCCAGGCCAUCACUGCGGAUCGGCCACGCCGAGCGGCUUCUGUUGGGUCAACAAUGUGCUUGUGGGGGCAUCGCUUGCGCAGAGAAAGUACGCCGUGGAUAGGAUCAUUGUGCUGGACAUUGACUUGCACCAUGGCAGUGAGUCGACUUUUAUGUGCGCGCUUGCAGACAUUUGCGUGGUUCCUGAUUGCUCGAGCUUCUCUGCAGACGGAACGCAAUCGAUUGCUUGGCGGCUGAAUACCGAGGCCGCUCGAAGAGCUGGAGAGCGCAAGGCUCGGAUAGCUGCGCUGCGGUCUCUGCGAGCCAAGCCGAAAGGCGGACGGCGGUCCGGUGCAGGCGCUACUCAAGACUCUGCCGCCUCGGAUGCGAACGCAAAGGAAGAGGAGCGUCUAAGCAAGGAGCGGGACCUGCAGGUGUUCUAUGGGUCUUUGCACGAUAUUGAGAGCUACCCCUGCGAAGACGGAGACGCGGAACUGGUCAGGGAUGCCAGCACGUGCAUAGAGGGUGCUCAUGGACAGUGGAUAUGGAACGGUGAGUUGCGUGCCAGUUUCAUCGCGCAUUGGGAGUCGAGGCACGUGCGCGCGAGCUAGGAUGGUUGUGAAAGGAUUUAUCUGUGGUUCGGAGAUGUGCCCAUGUCUCGGGGCUGCGGAGACGAGCCUUUUCAUACUGUUAGGAAAAGGUCUGAGGAAAGUCCAGCGGACUGGGGUCUGCAGGAUCUUCUAGAGCUGGAUCAAUUUGAGACACGGUCUUUCGGGACUGCACUGAGCUUGCCGCGUGCCAGCGACUUUUGGAGUUUUUGUUAUCAUCGUCUCGUGAGGUGCUGACUUUGUAUGCACCUCGACAUUUCGCAGUCCAUCUAGAGCAACACACGACGCAGCGCGAAUUCGAGGAAUUAUAUCGGCAAAAGUACUCUGUGCUUCUGAACAAAGCGCGUCAUUUUGCGCGCCGAACCGAUUCGCAACCGGACCGGACGCUCGUCAUUGUCUCGUGCGGAAUGGAUGCCUGCUCUCAUGAGCAUCCUGGAAUGCAGCGUCAUGGCAAAUCUGUACCGCCCGAAUUCUACCGACGCUUCGCUGGCGAUGCAAAAGCCCUGGCUGGGGAUAUCGCCGGUGGAAGGCUUUUGAGCGUCUUGGAGGGCGGGUACUCGGACAGAGCAUUGGUCAGCGCGACGCUGGGCCAUCUCUGCGGCUUGGCGGGCGUAGAGGGCGCGUCGGAAUGCGAGGAGGGCCAAAAGAAGAGAGCGCCCAAUGAGUCUUUACGCACCUGGUGGGACUUGGAGCACCUCGUAGCGCUAGAGAAGCUCGCUAAAAAAGCGGCUGCACCUGCGACGCAGACGUCCUCCAGGGGUGGAGAAUGGAGCAGACAGGCUGCGUGGCUGCAAGCUACGAACAGGCACUUUGCUACGCUGGAAGAGGCAUGCGGAAGGGUCCGACGGACGCGUAGCAAAGAGAUGGCCUCUUCGGCGCAAUCUACGCCCAAGCAUGCAACCCCACACUCUGAAUCUUCUCCAAGGGAAUUGAGAGCGGGUGCGAGAGCUAGGCAAUUGGCUUUUGUUGGCGAACACGCUGGCCAGAACCCGUCGAACGGAGACAUGAAGCGAAAAGAGGAAUGA